ACCAUCCUGGCCAUCACUCGAUCACCUCGCAAUCAUGCCCGAUUCACCACCUCGCCCACCUCCUACUGAGGGCGAGGAGCAUCCAGUGCAAGGCAGCAACGAGGCUAGCAGCUCCAGCUCGGCCUCGUCGUCAUCAAUGCCCUUGCAUAGGGUGACUCAGCGCCAACGACUCAACGAUGGCACCUACAAGGACGUCAGUCCUCAGCAUACACAGCACCAAGACGACGACAGGCCACGAUCUGCACCCUCGUCGCCACCAGCAUCAGCAUCAGCAUCAGCCUCGACGUCUGGGUCCUCGCCACCACGACAGCGUCAACCUCCCCUCUCAUCCUCAGCAUGGUCAUCUCUGCAAGAUCGAUUGCCACCUAGCGUCCCGCAGCGAGCGCCCCAGCAGACAAGCCCAAACCAGGCACUGCCUUUCUUCCCCGUGCUCGGAAGCUCGCGCACAAGCACCAGCGCCGAAAGCGCCGCCAGUGGCAGCUCUGCUAGCUCCAGCCCUCGCCGCGCCUUCCUCCCUCUGCCAAGGCGGAUGCUCCCACCCGGCCUUGGCUUGCCCGUCCCUCCUCCUCAUUUCGCCCAACAAGCAGCUGCCGGAUCAGGACCAACAGACAUCUUCUCUCGCCCCUCCGCCGGUGGUGGCGGCCCAACCCCCAGCAUUCCCUCUCUCGGACGCUCUUCACAAGAAGGCCUACGGCCCCCACUUAUCCUCCCAGCACCAAGUACGGUCAUCCCGACUCCGCGUGGAUUGCUGCCCGCGCCAGGGUCGACAUUGGCUGCGCUACUCACGGACAUACUUGGAAUAGGCAGUAGGCGGGCAGCUACCGGCGUGAGGGAGGCGAAUCAUGAUGUUGCCCCGACGCCGCCUACGCCACUGGGCGGGACACAGAUUGUUGUGCAGGGGGCAAUGAUUUCUAGGCCAUUGCCGGGAGCGGCAGCUGGAGCAACAGCUGAAGCAGCACCGCAGACGACGGCAGAAAGCUCUACAGGUCCGCAACCUGCUUCGGCAUCAGCGGAAUCCUCCGGCUCAGCGCAGAACACAAACUCAUUCGCCGACCAAGCCGCGCCUAGCACCUCCGCGGGGGGCGAUACGACUCGCAGCGGUGGCGAGACCGAUGACGGCCCUGCCGAAACGAGCAGAGGCACGAUGCUCGCGACAAUGGACGAGCAGGCUAAUAUGCUCACCCGUCUUCUAUCGAUCGCCGCGGCUGCGACGGCCGCUUCGCUCAUCUUGAACGGCAGCCAACGCACUCCGACAGAUGGGGCUGCGCAACAAGGAGCGGCAGCAGCGGCGACAGGACAGUCUACGACGGCUCCAGCUACGAUGCAAGCACCGUCUUCUUCCUCAAGCCCUGCGCAGAGGGACAGCGAUCGUCCCUUCCUCCUCCCUGGUCUCCGCGUCCCCCGUUCUUUCAGCUCUAUUGCCUCUCGCUUCCGCAACUGGACAUCACGCCGCGGCUCCUCCCCUGCUGCGCGGUCGCCGACCCCCUCUCAGUCCGCUCGUCAGCCUGGCACUGAGGAAGAAGCUGAAGUGGAACGUCACAUCGGCUCCAGCAGCAGCACGGCCCAACCCGUACCCGAAAGGGUGGCGAGCAUGGCGCAACGUCACCCUGAGAUGACUUUGAGCGAGAUGAUUCAUGAGGCUAUCAGGGAGGAGAGCAGAAGGCAUGAGAAUGCGGGCGGCGAAACGGAUGCAGAGCAGGCAGGCGAGGCAGAGGACGAGGGGCGCGAAGCGACAGAGGAGGAGUUGACGGCUACUGCUACUGCCGCGGCCGAGGCUGCCGCAGACGGCGUACGCAAUGAGGACCGAAUGGACACGGAUCCCCCUACUGCCCCAGCGGCCACGGCCGAGCCUGAGUCAGAGGCGGAGUCGCAACCACAACCAGCAACAGCUCCCACGCUUCCCGAGCACCUGCAGAACGUGCUGCGCUCUGUGAGGGAAAACAGGCUUCAUCCUGGCUCGGAGGGUUCAUUCGAGCGCUGGCUUACGGAUUUGGGUGGGGAUCUCGUGUCGGCGGUCAGGGGAAUGCAUGGCGGGAGCGAAGCGUCUUCGACAUCGUCAGCGACGCAGGCAGCAUUGGCAUCCGCAACGUCAUCUACCACCGCAUCUGGUCCCACUACCACCGCGCCUGCCGGGGAGCAAUCGACCGAUCCGUCUCCGCCCGCUCCGACGCCUGCACCAGCCGCAGAGUCAGCAGAUACCAUCCAGCCCUCCUUGCUCCCCUCUUCAGGCUUAGAGGAGCGACGCCGCGAAUGGCAACAAGCAGCGCGUCGUGCGGCAGACGUGGAGAGCGGGAACCUCAGUUUCUUCCGACUGUUCAGGUUCGACGAGGCGACGGAUGCCAGUCAAAGGCGGACGGACACCGCUGCUGCAGGAAGUGGAAGCAGCGAUGCUGGCGCUCAUGAGGGGAGCAAUGCUGCUGAAGGCCAGGGGCAGAGAGAUGGCACCGCGGCGCCGCUUGUCCCCACGGUCGUGGUGGGCGUCAGAUCCAACUUUACGCCUCCAGCCGGAGCGGCCCAAGCUGCGGCGCAGGACGGCGUCAACGGCACUACGCAGCCCGAGACGGCCCAAUCGCAACCGCCGCAAAGCACUAAUGACGCCAACACCACCUCAGCGUCGGGCGCCCCAUCCGGCUCGCCACCGAGCAACCCCCUCCCCACGCCAGGGUCAGCUCCCCGAUUCCUCCUCUUCGUCUCUGGCGGUCACUAUUCCCCUUCCCAUCCCCUUCUCUCCGCCCCUCGAUCCCUCGCUGCGCGGGAAUUCCUCAUGCUUAUGGAGGUCUUGGCGAACAUCAAUGGCGGCGGAGCGGGGAUGGGUCCGGGCGGAAAGGCGAAGGACACGAUUAGUAAGGAAGAGCUGGAGAAGCAUGCGGCCGGUGUGAGAACUUGGAGUGAGAUCAAGGAGAAGAGCGUGGGACAGGAUGCUGAGCCGGGCGCUACCACAACCACUACCGCUGGUGCUCCCUCGCCCUCGUCCACUAGCAUGAAGGAAACGCCGACUCUCGCCCUUCGAGCAGGUGAUCGAUGCGGGAUUUGCCUAGAGGAGUGGGCGGACGAAGAUCGAUGCCGCGUAUUGGAGGGGUGCAGGCACGUCUAUCACCAGGGUUGCGUGGACGAGUGGCUGAUGGGGAGCAGUAAUACCUGCCCGUUGUGUAGGGAGGUUGGAGUCAAGAUCGAGAGAAGUCCAACAGGGCAAGCAGCAAGCGGGAGCGGUGGAUAGGCGACAUAUGGCUCUCGGCAUUAGAGAUACGCGACUCGACAUGCGAAACAUUAGGCAGGAUUACACUGAAGCAUCUGUAUCAUUUUCCCUUCUCCCUCAUUCUCAUCGAAUCGAUCUCCCUUCCCUCCCAAUCGAGUCCCAAUUGGCUGCUCGUCGUAACAUCAGGUCGGCCUACCCAAUCCAAGUCAAGAGAGCUAGCUCCAUAUUGGGCGCAGUAGCCAAGGAUCGAGGCUUACUCUUACC
Jaminaea rosea is the source of this 3460-nucleotide messenger RNA. RefSeq lists its product as hypothetical. NCBI's taxonomy places the organism in Eukaryota, Fungi, Basidiomycota, Exobasidiomycetes, Microstromatales. The coding region runs from base 35 to 3217 and encodes 1060 amino acids. The transcript has a single exon. The record is from RefSeq and is a predicted model, not a curated record.